UGUCCGAAUAUUGUAGACGCGGCAGGACGAAAGCGGAUCUCACGGACGGUUCUGGAUGACACUGACCUAUCAUAGUAGUUACCGAGUAACCAAGUGCUAGCAUUUUCUUUCCAAUAUCAAAUGUUUAUAGGUGGGCUUCAUGGCGUUGUCACCGGGGCUCCGAUGAACUUUAUAUGAUUGAGUUGCCCUCGAUGGUUACACGAAUGCCUUUUCUUACCAUUGCAAGCUACUCUCAACACAUCUUCAUUACAACCGAGUCACAUUGAGUCAUUUUAUACAAGUGUGAACGUCAUAGAUCCGCUUCAGCAGAUCUGAUAUACCCCACUGCAAUGGAUCCUACUCAGUACCAAUUCGACCCUUUCUUGUCAAUAGACAACCUACCUUCAUGGCCCAUCAUGGAUCAAACACUGUUCCAAAACACAAAGUCUCCAGCUGAUUCAGAUGCAUUCGUCGGCUCAUGGUCACAACUCGGUACUAUAAACCCAUCACCAACGGAGGAAGACUACUUCGACUUCAAUCUCAUCUCUCCCUCAUCACUCGAAGGAGACUGGACCGCACUCCCGACCUACCCCUCUUCAACCAUCCCCUCAACACCCUCUCUCAGCGCUUCCCACAGCCCCUCCAUGACCUCCGUCUCCUCCGAAACCGACGACGCCCCUCCCUUCCCCCCACCCACCAAGCGUCGACGCGGCCGACCGCGAUCGACCCUCCCCAAACCCAGCAACGCCUGCAAGCCCUCGCCGACCUGCAGCGGCCGCACCCCCCACAAAUACGUCGAGCAGAAAUACCGGCACUCCGUCACCGCGGCGUUCCAAAACCUGCAGAAUGUCGUGUUUCCGCAGCUGGACGACCGGGAUCGGACCGGGUUCGGUCGCCUGUCCCCGACGAAGACGGCGAUCUUGAUUCAGGCGCGGGAGUAUAUUCAGCAGCUGGAGCGGCAGAACGCGCGGUUGCAAGAGACAGUUGAGGAAUUGAAGGACGCGAUGCCGUAGGAUGGGUCGGGUUCGGGGAUGUCGUGGAUUGGCGGACGAUGGGAUUGGAUGAUGAUCAACGUGCUCCCUACGUUUCUGGAUAUUAACGAAAGGUCGAGCCUUGGCCAAAUGAACGGCGUUGGGGUCUCGUGUUUGAUGGAUUGGGUAGCGUAGGCACACCAGAACGGAUCGGCGGACUAUGCUCCGGGGAUGUAAUAUAGCUCGCUAUGUUAAUAAUUCCUUCUCUCUGAGAACUUCUCAAUCUACCCAUUUCUUGGACUUGAAUGAUCGCGGGAACCGAUUUGUCAAACCAUUUCAAGAGACCGGGACCUGAUCGAUAACGAAAGGGAUCAGCAAUAGUAGCCCAAAAGUAUCGCGAGAAGAUAGAGCUCUGGAGCUUAACCUGCUCUCAAUCCAGGGUCC
Messenger RNA from Eremomyces bilateralis CBS 781.70, 1394 nucleotides. RefSeq lists its product as uncharacterized. The transcript has a single exon. The record is from RefSeq and is a predicted model, not a curated record. Gene Ontology annotation, biological process: regulation of transcription by RNA polymerase II. Gene Ontology annotation, molecular function: RNA polymerase II cis-regulatory region sequence-specific DNA binding; DNA-binding transcription factor activity, RNA polymerase II-specific; protein dimerization activity. The coding region runs from base 330 to 992 and encodes 220 amino acids. NCBI's taxonomy places the organism in Eukaryota, Fungi, Ascomycota, Dothideomycetes, Eremomycetales, Eremomycetaceae.